This is a messenger RNA of Aphis gossypii (cotton aphid), 1400 nucleotides long. RefSeq lists its product as uncharacterized. The transcript has 3 exons. Lineage: Eukaryota; Metazoa; Arthropoda; Insecta; Hemiptera; Aphididae. Gene Ontology annotation, molecular function: calcium ion binding; peptidyl-prolyl cis-trans isomerase activity. Bases 171 to 845 code for a protein of 224 amino acids. The record is from RefSeq and is a predicted model, not a curated record.
UUCAACAGUCGUCAGUCCGUCAGUCGUCGUCAAACAGUCGGCCGCGCGUCACACCCGUCACCGUUCACCGCUCCCGACCAACGAUCUGCCACGUUUCCAUUAGCCGAACGGCUUUUUUUACGAAUUUUUUUUUUUUUUUCUAUCCGUCGAAAACGAUAAUAACUUGUAAUAUGAGGUGCACCUUGUUAUGCGCGUUGGUCGCCGCGUGCGCCGUAGCGGCUCUGGCCCAGAAGACCGCCGAGCACCAGUCCGAGACGCUGGCCAACGGUCUUAAGAUCGAGUACGUGUACACCCUAGAAGGAUGCGAGCCCAAGUCCAAGAACAACGACAUGCUCACCAUGCACUACACCGGCAAGCUGGUGGACGGCACCAAGUUCGAUUCGAGUCACGACCGAGAACAACCAUUCACUUUCCAAUUGGGCGUAGGACAAGUGAUCAAAGGAUGGGAUUUGGGACUGACCAAAAUGUGCGUUGGUGAGAAGAGGAGACUGACCAUCCCAGCCAGUUUAGCUUACGGCGACCGUGGAGCAGGAAACGUCAUUCCCGGAGGUGCCACUUUGGUGUUCGACGUCGAGCUAUUGAACGUUGGCGACCAGGCGCCCACCACGAACGUGUUCAAGGAGAUCGACCAAGACCAAGACAAACAGCUGUCCAGGGACGAGGUUAGCGAAUAUCUGAAGAGACAGAUGGCGGCUGCCGAGGGCGCGGAAGGCGGUGAUGACAUCAAGCAGAUGAUGUCCGACCACGAAAAGCUCGUCGAGGAGAUAUUCCAACACGAGGACAAGGACAAAAAUGGGUUCAUAUCGCACGACGAGUUCACCGGGCCCAAGCACGAUGAACUUUGAUGAGGGACACAGAAGAUGUACGCGUAUGGGGUUAGGGGGAGGGGGAUGGAAAUGGUCGUCGGUAGGGGCGGUUCGUGGAAUUACGCCGCGCUCGUUAUCAUAUAUGGUAUAUUAUUAUGUAUUAAUGUAUAAUAUAUAUGUAUACGCAUUAUGAUAUCUGGACGGAAGUGCUCGGUUAAUCGAGGUACUCCGGUAUUAUUUUUCUUUUUAUAAUAUUAUUAUUAUUAUUAUUAUUGUUUUUUAUUUUAAUUACUUUAAUUUUUAACGGGAAGUUCGCCAAAAACAAAAAAAAAACCCCAAAACCCCUCUCCGCGAGAGGAAUGUUUUUUAUUAUUUUAUUUCUUUUUACGAAUAAUAUAAUAUCAUAUUUAUUUGAUUCAGACACAAGAUUAGCAUAAUAUACAUCUUUACAAUAUUAUUAUAUAUAGUUUAUAAUUGGACUACUACUAUAAGCAUAUUAUACUAUACAUUUUUUUUAUAGUCCGCAGAUUUUUUGUUUAAUUGAAAACUUUUGUAAGAAGACUGUUGUAAUAAAAAUGUUUUAUAUAUACAAUC